Rhagoletis zephyria (snowberry fruit fly) is the source of this 2520-nucleotide messenger RNA. NCBI's taxonomy places the organism in Eukaryota, Metazoa, Arthropoda, Insecta, Diptera, Tephritidae. The record is from RefSeq and is a predicted model, not a curated record.
CACAACCUGGUGAUGCGCAACCAGGUGGAGCAGGUCUUUGCCGAGCGGGACAUCAUGAGCUUCACCGACAAUCCCUUUGUGGUGAGCAUGCUGUGCAGCUUCGAGACGAAGAAGCACCUCUGCAUGGUCAUGGAGUACGUCGAGGGCGGCGACUGUGCCACCCUCCUCAAGCACAUCGGCCCCUUUCCCCUCGACCUGGCGCGGCUGUACUUUGCGGAGACCGUCCUGGCGGUGGAGUACCUGCACUCCUUUGGCAUCGUCCACCGCGACCUGAAGCCGGACAACCUGCUCAUCACCGCCCUCGGACAUAUCAAGCUGACCGAUUUUGGCCUCUCCAAGAUGGGCCUGAUGAACCUGGCGACGUCCCUCAGCGAGGGCUACUACGACCGCGAGUCGCAGCAGUUCACCGACAAGCAGGUCUUCGGCACGCCCGAGUACCUGGCGCCGGAGGUGAUUCUGAAGCAGGGCUACGCGAAGACGGUCGACUGGUGGUCGCUGGGCGUCAUCCUCUACGAGUUUCUCAUUGGCUGCGUGCCCUUCUUUGGCGAGACGCCCGAGGAGCUCUUUGCCCACGUGAUCAACGACAGCAUCGAGUGGCCCGAUGAGGAGGACUGGCCGCUGACGGACGAGUCGAAGGACGUCAUCACGCGCCUGCUGGAGCACUCGCCCUUUGACCGGCUGGGCGCCGGCGGAUCGGCGGAGGUGAAGGCGCAUCCCUUCUUUGAUGAGAUUGACUGGGACUCGCUGCUCAGGCAGAAGGCGGAGUUUGUGCCGCAGCUGGACGGCGAGGACGACACCAGCUACUUUGACACCCGCUCUGACCGAUACAACCACGAGUGUGUGGGGGAGGGCGAGGAGGACUCGGAUGAUGGCCAUGACACUGACGACAGCUCGCUCUUUGGCUCCUUCUCCUCGUGUUCGCCGCGCUACCACCGCGUGUACAGCGUCUGCAAGGAGAGCGGAGUCGGAAGUUUUGGCUCUGACAGCCUUCAACCGGAAAUUGGUGGUCGUCUGCGCUCUUCGACCUCCUCCUCCUCGCUGAAGGACGUCACCACUACUAGUCCCAAUUCGCCGAAUGCUGAUUCAAACACUGCAGGCGGUGGUCCUAACACUACCUCUGCCUCCUCACAUCACCUGAUGAAGGCGGAGAUGUUGAUCUCCCGCUCGCUGAGCGUCACCGAGGACCGCCUGACGAGCUCUCGAGGCUCUAACUCUAACUCUCCGAAGGGCAUUGUGGAGUGCAAGCCGUUGAGCAGGUCACUUCUGGGAACCGUCUCCACCACCACCACCAACUCCGAGGCCAUACUGAAGAUUCCGCUGUCGUACGCGCAGAGCACACCUGCAAAGUCCAGUUCAGGUUCUGGGGGUGGUGGUGGUCACCACGGUGGCAUGGGCGAACUGCGACUCAGUCCACUUUCCAAGUCCACCGACUCGGCGACGGCCCUCUCGGUGAACAGUGCCACAUCAACAGCCUCAACGGUGGACAGCGGCAUCGGCGGCGGCAGUGGCAGUUGCUCCUCUGCUGACUGCGGCAACAAACCGAAGCAUCCCAGUUUGAUGUUGCCAAAGUUCUCUUUUAGCGUCGACGACUCGGACAGGACUCAGGGAGGCGCAGCACACAGUGNGGUGGACAGCGGCAUCGGCGGCGGCAGUGGCAGCUACUCCUCUGCUGACAGCGGAAACAAACCGAAGCAUCCCAGUUUGAUGUUGCCAAAGUUCUCCUUCAGCGUCGACGACUCGGACAGGACUCAAGGAGGAGGCGGCGCAGCACACAGUGGUGAGCCUAGUCUGGAGACGUUGAUUCAGAACCUCUCCUCUGGGGACGAGGUUGCCAUCGGAGACGUCUCCUCAUCAUCAAGUGGUGGUGGUCAACUUCCCAGCAAGCUGAUUGCCAUUUCCGGUCUGGCCGCGAAGACGCCCAACAACAAGUCCCGGGCGGUGAUAAAGUCCGCCUCUGCCUCUGGCCUCUCGCUCAUUAUUCCCAGCAGCAUCAGCAGCAACAUCGACCAUGAUGGUAAUAACUCUUCACCCGUGAUGUGCUCUUCAGGCGGCUCGAACGCCAGCUCUCGAGAUGCCUCGCCGAACCGGGAGAUGAACUCAUUGUCGUUGCAGCUGAAGCCGCCCAUCAUUUUGCGGAAGGGCCCGCGCGGCUUCGGCUUCAGUCUGAAGGCGAUUCGCGUCUACUACGGCGAGUCAGACUACUACACCAUCAACCACCUGGUGCAGUCGGUGAAGUGCAACAGUCCGGCGUUUGAGGCCGGCCUCCGACCGGGCGAUCUGAUUACGCACAUCAAUGGCGAGUCCAUUCAGGGACUGCUCCACCAUCAGGUUCUUCAACUGAUGCUCUCCGGCGGCGACCUGAUCAACAUUCGCACGACUCCGCUGGAGAACACGACCAUCAAGUCGGGCGGUCGAAAGCGCAAUCCGAACAUCAGCAAGAUGGCCAAGCGGCCGCAGGGCUCGAACAGCAGUCAGACGAGCAAGCUGCACCGCAAUGUGAAGGGAGCGGCCGCCUCCAAU